This is a messenger RNA of Anneissia japonica, 3120 nucleotides long. RefSeq names its product alpha-N-acetylneuraminide alpha-2,8-sialyltransferase-like. NCBI's taxonomy places the organism in Eukaryota, Metazoa, Echinodermata, Crinoidea, Comatulida, Comatulidae. The coding region runs from base 290 to 1705 and encodes 471 amino acids. Gene Ontology annotation, molecular function: alpha-N-acetylneuraminate alpha-2,8-sialyltransferase activity. The record is from RefSeq and is a predicted model, not a curated record. Gene Ontology annotation, biological process: oligosaccharide metabolic process; N-glycan processing. The transcript is spliced from 9 exons.
UGCCUUUCCAAUAAUAUAUUCUACCCUGGAAAUAGUCGAAUAACCAACGCAUGCGCACAAUAUCAUUACCUUUGUUCAAUUCGUCGGUUGGGGUAGUACAGUAUAUGGCCACACCAUUCUUCAACUCAUGCGUCAACUAUUAAAAAUAAUUCAAUAAAAACAUAUUAAAAGAUUAAUGAGUGAUAAAAAAGGCAUGUUCGUAUGCAACUAAGACUUCAGUAGCGGAAAAAGAAGCGCAUGCCUAAUAAUUGGUCGGAGACCGUACGAAGCGACACAACACAUAUAUAGAAUGAUCAUGAGGAUGAGAACACGGCUGAUGAAACUAAUAGGCCUACUACUUAUCGGUACCUUGACAAUUACCUCCUAUGUUUUCAGGACAAUGACACCAACGAACAACCCCCUGCAUAGGAUCGAUUUCAUUGUCCAACAUUACACUACGCGAACCCGUGUUGAUACCCCACAAAGCGAAAACGAGAUCUUAGCAGUGAAGGUAUCAGAAUUUCGCAACGUACUUGAUGUACGAAACACAGAGACCGAGUAUAACAAUUCCUUCCUUAUGUCACAAGAUAAUAAUGAACAAAUCUUCAAUAUCGGUAAAUUAGGCAAGUUACUACAAAAGCCAUGGACUCAAAACAAAACCAACAUAAAUGCUCUCUUUACGCGAACCCGUAUUGAUACCCCACAAAGCGAAAACGAGUUCACAUCAGUGAAGGUACCAGAAUUUCGCAACGUACUUGAAGUACGAAAUACAGAGACCGAGUAUAACAAUUCCUUCCUUAUGUCACAAGAUAAUGAAAAAAUCUUCAAUCUCGGUAAAUUAGGCAAGCUACUACAAAAGCCAUGGACUCAAAACAAAACCAACAUAAAUGCUCUUUUUACUGAUGACUUGGCGAUGGUGCUUGAUUCACGUUAUCAAUUCGCAACAAAGAACAAUACACAGAGACAACAAGUUGUUAAAUUCACCCACUCUAAGAACCUAGCUAUAAAUGUGCCUCACGAUGUCUACAGGGCUCUUCCAGAGGCAUAUCCAUUCGGCGAAAAAAAAAUUAAAAACUGUAGUGUGGUGGGAAGCGGGGGUAUUCUCAAAAACAGCAGCUGUGGAUCGCAGAUAGAUUCUUCAGAAUUUGUAAUCAGAUUCAACAUACCACCAUUACAAGAUUUUAUUAAAGAUGCCGGUCGGAUUUCAAACAUAACUACUAUCAAUCCAUCUCAGAUAGAAUUUCAGUUUAAUUCAUUAAGAACAAAAGUAGAUAGAGAGAGAUUUAUAGCGUAUAUCAAGCAAUACGGCAAAUAUAUAUGGAUAUCCGGGUUUGGCUUACCCUUGGGACUGUAUUUAACCAGACGUGCCUUGCGGACCAUUAGAAGCACCCCAGGAAUCAAGAUCAAAGUGUUGCUCGGUCACCCGAAGCAGUGGACUGCAAUGAACAAAUUUUGGUCUCACAGAGGUGUGAAAGCUGAACGAAUAUCCAGCGGUGCUUAUUGGCUCUCCUCUGCGUUGACAAUGUGUCAUGAAGUACAUCUUUAUGGAUUUUGGCCAUUCAGGACAGAUCAGCACGGAAAUCUCAUUAAUUACCACUAUUAUGAAGACAAAGCUCCUAAUAAUAAAAUUCUUAUGUACCACCACUUUGACGAAGAAUUUAAGGCUAUCGUUGAUCUGCAUAUCAAAGGUAUUGUAAAGUUACACGUCGGUAAAUGCCAGUGUUGACCCUUGUGGUGUGGUACUAUUAGUAGACUUCAACAAAUUUUACAGCUCGGACUGCAUGGUCUUCCAUCGAACCUCCUAUACCAUACAGGUAGUAGCGCAAUUUUAAGAAGUUGCAUUUAAGCCAUUGAGCGGUUAAUAACAGGUGAAGGUCCCAUGCUUACGGUCCGAUGGGAGUCCCCGACCCCUAUCCCACUGAUAUUUUCAAGGUGGGCUGCCAAAUUUACACCAUGGGUGUCAAUGAACUAUGUUUCAAAACAUAAUUUUGUAUAGUUACUCAACUGAAAUCAAUAGUCGGCCCUAUGCCACAAUCUUGAUGUUAUUUAGUGCGAUGAACCGAUUGGAUUGUAAUCAAAAGUUAUUUUACAGUUUUACUUCCAUCCAAGAGUUUCCAUUAAAUUAAAAAAGUAUAUUCCAGAACUAGCGAUUACUCAGAUUAGCCUAAAUUAUUCAAAAGAGAGCAGCAUGAUUAAGACUAUCGGUGAAGAUCGGUUUACUACAGCACGUUAGACGAGUUAAACGCAAACAACGCUACUGCGCUCAUGCCAGUCACUAGUUUAUUCUAAUAAUGAAAACAGACGCGUAUACUUCUGCAAAUGCGACCGUACGCCAAUAGUUGGCUAUUAUGGAACGCCAAAAGUGGCACAAUGCAAAUCUGAAGUGGUAGCAUUAACACAAGUGACGCAGAGCAAAAGUCAAGUGGCGGUACAUAACUAAGUCUCAAUUAGGAGUUACUGGUGUAUAAUACUGAGCUGUGUGUAUUCGGAGUUACUGGUGUAUAAUACUGAGCUGUGUGUAUUCGUAAGAAAAAUGUUGGUGUUGUUAAAAGAGAAAAUAAGAUUGGGAUUGAAAUGUAACACAUUAACCACAAAAGUAACACAAGCUCCACUAUUUGUACUUAUUUUUCGUUUUGAGUAUUUAAGCUAAAAGUUAAAGCUAUAUUGCGUACGUUUAUUAACUGUAUACUGAAAUGUUAUACUGGCUGGCUAAGAUGGCAAUGGAAAUAGACCUAAUUAUAAUUCAAUGUUCUGUAAAAGAACCACAACUUUGGUAUGAUAAAAGAAGUAUGUUAAGUAGUCUAAAAAGGAAUAUUCAUAAAAGUCACACAAAUAUGGGUAUACAUUUAAUUUUUACCUUGUUUUGUUCUUUCAGUAUUCUUCAAACAAUUGCAAUAUUUUUUGUAUAAUUUCUUGUUUUUUUAUGUAGAGAUUCAUUCAUUAAAAUUUCAACUACAACAGUUAGACUCAAAAAUAUAGUUAAUUAUAGUAGUUUAUUGCUGUUUAUAGUAGUGAGUUAAAGUUUAUAGGUCAGUCAACAAUUCAACAAUAGGCCUAUUUAUAAUAACAGGCUACUUAUUAUUAUUAUUAUUAUUAUUAUUAUUAUUAUUAUUAUUAUUAUUAUCAUUAUCUUUAUCAUUA